Molecule: messenger RNA, 8366 nt
Organism: Linum tenue
Lineage: Eukaryota; Viridiplantae; Streptophyta; Magnoliopsida; Malpighiales; Linaceae
Source: the annotation of a GenBank genome assembly
UGAACAGUAAGCCAGCGCUUGGGAGGGCCGUAGAAUAGACACAAAGCGAGAAUCAAGCCACUGUUGCGCCAUUACUGUACUCUCUCUCUCCUUCCCUCCCUCUGUCUCUGGUUUCCCAGUGGAUACAGGGAGGACGAUGAGGCGGCGGCGGGGGCGGCGGAGGAGGAGAGACCAGAGGAGGCGAGCGGCGUUGAACGGGGAAAGAGGGGGGGAGGAAUUUGGGGAAACGAGCUCUCUGGUCAUCUGCUGGGGAGGGAACCCACGUGGCGGGAUGUGAGUGGUUGAGGGGUGGGCUUUUGAAUUGAUGUUCCCCGAGCCGAGCCUUUGGCUUUUCUCUCCCCAUCUCUCUCAUCAUAACCCCCGCUCCCUAUGACCCCGGCGCCUUUUCCUACCCUCGCGCUCUCUCUCUACAACUAUUCUUCGAUUGCUGUUGCUGUGGUGGUGUUUGGAGAGAGAAAGCGUGGCAGCCGCCGAGCGCAGCGCAGCGCAGCGAGGGAUCUCCUUCCUCCGAGUUCCGACUCCGGAGUCCAGCCCCUCUCCUCUCGUCCCUAUCUCUCUCAAUCGCUUUCGCCCGAGUCGUUGUUGUCUCUCUAUUUAUUUUCCCAUUUCUUGUUGUGCUGUGCCUUCCCACCUUUUCCUCCUCCCUCUAUCUCUCUCCUCUUCCCCAUCCACCUUCCUCGUAUCUCUCGUAUUUCCGCCUUCCCCUGCAUCCUUCCAUGCCCUAAUCUCCAAUCCUUUGCCGUACGGUUCAAUUCGGUCUUGAAUCAGAAUAAGUAGACUUGUCUCCGUUUCGAUCCGUUUGGAGGCUUGGUAAGGCUGAGGUGGUUGCAGACCUUGCAUCAAUGAUGCAAUUUUUUUUCCCAAUCUACUAUGCUUGUGGCAAUUAAGUGCUGAAUUUAAGAAGCAAAACUGAAGGAUGAAGGACAGCAGCUCAAAUACAAAUAAAAUCAUUAACAGGAACUGGGUCUUGAAGCGCAAACGUAAAAAGCUACCUUUUGGACGCAUUCUUGGUAAAGAAGAGAAGUCAUUACCUCCUAAUACUCCAGAUGCUCCAUCUGCAGCCAAACGGCAAGCAAGCAAUGAGUUAGGUCUUGAGCAGUCUGUGUCCAAGAAGAAGGGAAAUGAUGGGUACUACUAUGAAUGUGUCGUUUGCGAUCUCGGUGGAAAAUUACUCUGUUGCGAAAGCUGUCCCCGAGUAUACCAUAUUCAAUGCCUUGAUCCACCCCUUAAGCGCAUACCAAUGGGCAAGUGGCAGUGUCCAAAAUGCUUCCGAAAGAAUGAUCCACUCAAGGGCAUCAGCCAGCUGGACUCCAAUUCAAAGCGAGCAAGAACAAAGCUCAUCACUACAAAUUCUGGGGUCAAAUCAUCUGACGCUGACAAAGCGUCUCGGCUCCUUGGAAGCUCCACUUUGUCUAGACAAAGGACUUCAAACAAAGGGAAGUCUGUUGUGAUACUUGGAGCUAACUCACCGGAUAAAGAACUAGAUUCUUCCCUAGAUGUAUCUAAUAGCAGCAUGCUUGGCUGCACUGAUGGUGUAUCCCCUUUAGAGAAUGCUGAUGAUGCUAAGAACCCUGAUACUCCUGCAGCAGGGUUAGUUUCUAAUAAUAGUGCAGUUGCUGACAAGAGCACAACUGAAGUUGAUAAGCCAGAGAGCAAAUCGUCUUCUGAGAAUGUUGAUGAUGCUAUACAAGCUGAUGUGUCUUCACCAGCUUCAGUUGCAGAUAGGAAGGCUGUUUCUGAUCCCGAGGAACUUCUCUCUGAUUCCCAGUUCAAACAAUCAGAUCCACAUGAUGAUACCUGUGACAGCACACCUGACUCACAUUAUAGUGGGUCUUCUGAUAAGCGAGUCGUUCUUGCUAUUGGUGCUACUGCUGACAAAAACAGAAAGAGGAAGCUUGAGUUUAACGAUGGAGACACUGUAAAGAAGCACAAGAUUGACAAAGGAAAGCGUUCAUCUAAGAAAUGUGUGUCUAUGAGCAAUAUUGCAGGACGUGGGACUACUAAAUCACACCAGAAAAGAAAAAGCCUCGAUCGUUUAGUUUCUGCUUCUUUGCCAGUUGGUGAUGUCAUAACUAGGAAAACAGACGCGACAAGCAAUGAUGAGGUACAUGAGAAUGCUGUGUGUACGACAAACACGUCAGAUAAAGUGAGUGGUCGAAUUGAAAGACAGACCUCUGAAUAUGGUUUUCUCCCUGAACUGCAGCAGGUUGAUCGUGUUCUAGCAUGUAGAAUUCAAGGUGAUUGUUCAAUAAUCUCUUCAACUCGUACAUCUUUGAUUGAAGCAGAGGACCUUCCAUCCGAUGUGAUUGUUAUGUCCGAGUCUCAAAACAAACUUGCAGAUGCAAUUUCAUCCUGUGACAUUGAUCAAGAUAAGGUAGCCGAGAAUCUUCUUGUGGGUUCUCCUACCGCUGUAGGAGGUGCUAAUACUGAUGGAGAAAGUAUAAAGAAUGAUAACAAAGUGUUGGGUGAGGAUUUUUGUGGUACAUUGACUCGGAAAGACUGUAAAAAAGGGGAUGUUAAGGAGCCAGUGGAGACUGUUGGCACAUAUCUUGUUUCCACAUGUAUAAAUGGUAAAGAUAGGGAUGAGUCUGCAGUAACCUCAGAGGACUUGGGGAAUAAACUUGACAAGAUGGCAGACAAAGAUAUUCAUGCCUCCUCGGAAAGGCAGGAUGCUAUGGAAGUUGCUGAAGUGUGUGAAUCACAAGUAUCUCUUGAAUCGAAGGACACCAGUAAGAUGAAUGCAGAAGUGAAAGUUAGUUGCAAUGGCGAAACUAAAGUCCAAGAGCCAUCCAUGGUGGAAACUGUAUCUCAUAAGGGGGAUGCAAUAACAUACGAAUUCUUGGUUAAGUGGGUUGGGAAGUCCCAUAUACAUAACUGUUGGAUUUCUGAAUCACGACUAAAGAGUCUUGCAAAGCGAAAACUAGAAAAUUACAAGGCAAAAUAUGGAACAACUAUAAUGAAUAUCUGCGAGGAAAGGUGGAAGCAGCCUCAAAGAAUACUUGCCCUGCGAGAAUCUGGCGAUGGUACACAAGAAGCUUUUGUGAAAUGGACUGGCCUGCCUUAUGAUGAAUGUACUUGGGAACAACUGGACGAACCUGUUCUUAAGUGUUCUUCCCAUCUGAUAGAUAUUUUUCAUCAGUUGGAAUCGCAGACACGGGAAAAAGAUAGCACAAGUCAUGGUCCGACAAAGGGCAGGGGUGAGGUUAUUACUCUUACGGAACAGCCAAAGGAACUCAAAGGAGGUGCUUUAUUUCCCCAUCAACUUGAAGCACUGAAUUGGUUACGUAAAUGCUGGUAUAAAUCUAAAAAUGUGAUACUUGCCGAUGAGAUGGGGCUUGGGAAAACAGUUUCUGCUUGUGCUUUCAUCUCAUCGUUGUAUUUUGAGUUCAAAGCCAAGCUUCCUUGUUUGGUCUUGGUUCCACUGUCUACUAUGCCUAACUGGCUUUCAGAGUUUUCUUUGUGGGCUCCAAAUGUGAAUGUUGUGGAAUAUCAUGGGUGUGCAAAAGCAAGGGCUGUUAUUCGCCAGUCCGAAUGGCAUGCAAGUUAUCCAAAUGAGGUUAAUAAGAAAACCAAUUCUUACAAGUUUCAUGUGCUUUUGACCACUUAUGAAAUGGUUCUUGCUGAUGCAUCUCAUUUGAGGGGAGUUCCUUGGGAAGUUCUUAUCGUUGAUGAGGGGCACCGUCUAAAGAACUCAGGAAGCAAGCUGUUCAACUUGCUUAAUUCUUUCUCUUUCCAACACCGUGUUUUAUUGACCGGGACCCCUCUUCAGAAUAAUAUUGGAGAGAUGUACAAUUUACUGAAUUUCCUGCAGCCAGCUUCAUUUCCUUCCUUGACUUCCUUUGAGGAGAAUUUCAAUGAUCUUACAACUGCGGAGAAAGUGGACGAAUUGAAGAAACUUGUUGCUCCACACAUGCUUCGAAGACUCAAAAAGGAUGCAAUGCAAAAUAUCCCUCCGAAGACAGAACGGAUGGUCCCUGUGGAGUUGUCUUCUAUCCAGGCCGAGUACUACCGUGCAAUGCUUACGAAGAAUUAUCAGGUACUAAGGAAUAUGGGAAAGGGGGUUCCACAGCAGUCAAUGUUAAAUAUUGUGAUGCAGUUGAGAAAGAUUUGCAAUCAUCCUUAUCUCAUACCGGGAACUGAGCCUGAUUCUGGAUCAGUUGAAUUUCUCCAUGAAAUGAGGAUAAAAGCCUCUGCAAAGCUGACUCUUUUGCAUUCAAUGCUUAAGGCUCUAUAUAAGGAAGGUCAUAGAGUGCUUAUCUUUUCCCAGAUGACCAGACUUCUUGAUAUACUUGAGGAUUAUUUGACGAUAGAGUUUGGUCCAAAGACGUAUGAGCGAGUUGAUGGCUCUGUUUCUGUUUCUGAUCGUCAAACUGCAAUUGCACGAUUCAACCAAGAUAAAAGUCGAUUCGUGUUCUUGUUGUCAACACGAUCUUGUGGCCUUGGCAUCAAUUUAGCUACUGCUGACACAGUUAUUAUUUAUGAUUCUGAUUUCAAUCCACAUGCUGAUAUCCAAGCUAUGAACCGUGCACACCGUAUUGGACAAUCGAAAAGACUUCUAGUGUAUAGGCUUGUUGUACGGGCCAGUGUUGAAGAGCGUAUCUUGCAGUUGGCCAAAAAGAAGUUAAUGCUUGACCAACUUUUUGUGAACAAGUCUGGAUCUCAGAAGGAAGUGGAAGACAUUCUACGAUGGGGAACAGAAGAACUUUUCAGCGAUUCUAAUGGCACACAUCUGAAAGAAAACCAAAGCAACAAAGAUGAAAUCAUUGUUGAUGUAGAGCAAAAGCAGAAAAAAAAGGGUGGUGGCCUGGGGGACGUAUACCAGGAUAAAUGCACAGAUGGUGGCAGCAAAAUUAUGUGGGAUGAUACUGCAAUUUCAAAAUUGCUUGAUCGGUCAAAUCUUCAAACAGGGCUAGCUAAUGUCAGUGAAGGAGAAUGUGAGAAUGACAUGCUUGGCUCAGUAAAGUCUCUGGAAUGGAAUGAUGAAACAGCAGAAGAGCCUGUAGCAGCAGAAUCACCUAUGCAUCCUGCUGAUGAUGUUUUUGGAGAAAAUCUUGAAAGAAAAGAGGAAAAUCCAGUCAAUAGCGUCGAAGAAAACGAAUGGGAUAGGCUUUUGCGUGUGAGAUGGGAGAAGUAUCAAAGUGAGGAGGAAGCAGCUCUUGGUCGAGGGAAACGUCAGAGAAAAUCUGUUUCCUACCGGGAAGCUUAUGCUCCCCACCCAAGUGAAGCUCUGAGCGAGAGUGGUGGUGAAGAGGGGCGGGAGCCAGAACCAGACCGAGGAUACACGUCAGCCGGACGAGCUUUAAAGGAGAAGUUUGCUAAGCUGCGUGCGAGACAAAAGGAGCGGCUUGCUCAAAGGAAUAUUAUUGAAGACUCUGAUCCUAAUGGUGAAGUUCCAGCACCAGAAUGUCCCCCCACCAGUGUCUCGGCUGCCAAUGGCCAAGUGAAGGAUGAACUAAUGGGUAAGAGGUCUUCAGCAAUUGAUUUGGAGGAUGACAAAUUUAUUCAGCUAUUAGAUGCUCUGAAUAGAAAGCCUGACUCAACUUUAAGGCUGGGCCAAUCUUAUAAUCCUAAAAUUGACUAUCAUCUGAAUCCUUCUGUUAAUUCCCUUGGUUCCUCCCGUUCUGCAGACACUGUUGCUCCAAACCACCAAAUCCAGGGAACAGGCUACACAGAUUAUCUUCCCUCUGAUAAUUUAUUGCCAGUGCUCGGAUUAUGUGCUCCUAAUGCCAGUCAAUUAGAGUCAUCUCGUAGAAAUUUAUCAAGAUCCAAUGGCAGACACAGCAAGCUGGGUACUAGACCUGAAUUUCCUUUCACUCUACCUCCUACUGGAGCUUCCAUGGAGGCUGAUGGAGGUCUUUCACAAUUUUCUAAAAAUGGUUUGCCUGAUGGUUGGCUCCCGUUUCCGUAUCCUCCAUCUUUUCCGCUAGGAAAAAUGGCCGAGAGCUCUGGUUCCAGCUUUGCUGAUUUCAGGGAAAAAAUGUCACUUCCAAAGUUGCCAUUUGAUGAGAAGAUGCUACCUCGAUUCCCUCUUCCUACAAAGAUGCCCCAUCCUGAUUUAUUGCCUAACUUGUCACUGGGUGGCAGACUGGAUGCAACAAAUGACUCUAUGAGGGAUCUUCCUGCAAUGCCAUUUUUACCCAAUUUGAAGAUCCCUCAAGAUGUUCAAAGAUACAGUCAGCUAGAGAACGAGGUGCCUCCUAACCUUGGUUUGGGUCAGAUGCCAUUAAACUAUCCUUCAUUCCCUGAAAACCACAGAAAGGUGCUUGAAAACAUACUGAUGAGGACAGGAUCUGUACCAAGUGCCAUGUAUCGGAAGAAAUCAAGAAUAGAUGGGUGGUCUGAAGACGAACUGGAUUCUCUAUGGAUUGGUGUUCGUAGAUAUGGAAGGGGCAAUUGGGAUUCAAUGCUCAAAGACCCUAGACUAAAAUUAUCAAAGCAUAAAUUGCCUGAGGAUUUAGCAGCUAGGUGGGAGGAAGAACAACUAAAGAUCCUAGACGCUCCAACCGUUCCAGCACCACCUAAGACAGUGAAGUCUGCAAAGUCUUCCAAAUCGCCCAUGUAUCCAAGCAUCCCUGAAGGAAUGAUGGCUAGGGCAUUACAUGGAAGCAGGUUUGUGGCACCACCAAAGUUCCCUGGUCAUAUGACAGACAUGAAACUAGGGUUCGGCGAUCCAUCUUCAGGCCUGGCACAUCUUGACCCGUCAUCCAAUCAUCCACUUCGGUUUCAGAGGGAGCAGCAUCUUGGUUCUCUUCCAGUAUUCAACCAUGAGAAGUUUCGGUCAAAGUUUGGCGGUGGAGAUUCUUCUGCUGGACCUUCCUCCACAAACGAGAAGCCAUUUUUGCUCGAUUCUUUUGGAGCAAGCAACUUGGGCGCAUUAGGUUCGAGUUACCUGGGCACCUUGGACGUACAGAGAAGAGAGGAGGAGCUUGCUGCGAUGAAGUACAGGAACUCACCUAACCUUCUUGAUAGGUCAUUCCGAGAUGUCCACGGUAACUUAGGAGGUGGUGGUGAAUUAAGCUUUCCAGCAAUGUCCACUGACCCCAACAUGCGUCGCUAUUCAAAGGGCAAAGAGGUAGUUGGAAGUGGUCCUUCAGAGAACAAGUUGCCACAUUGGCUGAGGGAAGCUGUUACUGCUCCUCCUGCCAAAUCGCAGGAGCCUGAUCUACCCCCUACAGUGUCGGCUAUAGCUCAAUCAGUUCGAUUGCUCUAUGGAGAAGAGAAGUCCACAAUUCCUCCAUUUGUCAUACCUGGUCCACCUCCUUCACAACCAAAGGAUCCCAGACGAGCUCUAAGGAAGAGGAAGAAGAAGACGAGACCCAAUCUAACGGUUCCAUUCUCUGAUUCUUUUGCUCAGCCCAAUCUUCCGCUUCUUCCGCCAUUGAAUCCCGGGACAUCAGGCCUUCCCUGGAAUGGAUCUGGUGUACAGGGGUUAUUGGCACCAACCCCAUGCUUAAACCGGGAGAAGAAAACAAACAUGGGAUUGUCCCCGUCUCCAGAAGUGCUUCAAUUGGUAGCUUCUUGUGUUGCUUCAAGUGCCCCACCUGUAGGCCCUGGUUCCGGAAUGACAAGCUCAACAAGUGUGCCACCCGAGAGCAUGCCGUCAAUUCCAAACUCUGCAGAUCAAGUUGAAAGCUUGGAUAAUCACAGUUCGCCCUUGAAUACAGAACAAGGAACCGUAGCAGAGGAGAUGCAAGAUGAUGAAUGCAGUAAACACCUUGAUAGUAGUGGUGAAUCUGGCAAGAUGCAGCAAUCUGCCCCUUGUGAGAUUGAAAAGCAUGAUCCUCCAGAGAAGGGCACUUUGUCAGAAGGAACGGUGUCAUCGGAAGGAACGCUCUCUGAUCAACCCAUGACCGACGAUCAUGAGCCGCAGCAGCUAUAGGGAAAAAAACAUACAGUGUACUGUUGUCAUUCUUUACACCAUCCAUAUUCUUUUUUUCUUCUUUUUUUUCUUGCUGCUGCUGGUGGUGGGGUUGCAGGGCUAAUUAAGUAAGGGGAGAUGUGCUCGAAUUUUUGUAGGAUUGAUGAUGGGUGGCAAGUAGGGAGUGAUGCUAUAGGAUCCAUUUUAGGACAAGGUUUUGUAUUGUAAAUUGUAUGAGAUUGGAAAUAUAUAUAGUAUAAGGGGGGUAUCCCUGUUUGGUACUUGUAUGACAACUUUCGAUUUUAGAAUUUUUGUAAGUUGAAAGUGUUGCCUGAUACUGUUGAAGUCGGGUUUUCUUUCAAUUGCAGCAAUCAGCCGCAGACCUAAGGCGGUACAGAUUGUCUACAGCUUCUGGUGAAGAUGCCGGAGCUAAAGAGUCAGCCCAAGUCAUAUUCAUUUUGUAAAAUCCAAAAGCUUAAGUUGUAUAGGUUGAUCCACUUUCAUAUGA